Molecule: messenger RNA, 1017 nt
Organism: Didymosphaeria variabile
Lineage: Eukaryota; Fungi; Ascomycota; Dothideomycetes; Pleosporales; Didymosphaeriaceae
Gene: pnk1
Product: DNA kinase/phosphatase Pnk1
Exons: 4
Coding region: 1-1017 (338 amino acids)
Biological process (GO): regulation of transcription by RNA polymerase II; DNA repair
Cellular component (GO): mediator complex
Molecular function (GO): polynucleotide 3'-phosphatase activity; transcription coregulator activity; ATP-dependent polydeoxyribonucleotide 5'-hydroxyl-kinase activity
Source: RefSeq, a predicted model, not a curated record
AUGCAUGGAUUUGUCUCCGAGUAUUACGUAGAAGGGCACCGCUUUGUCCACGGUAACGUCGUCAUCUUCCUGCACCGCAUCCUUCACGAGCCCGGUGUUCGGUCUUUAGAAACUACGCCGAAGGUGGACCCGCCGGCCUUUGAUGCCCUCAAACCCUUCGACCCGAGCGGCGCAUACAUUCUGGAAGCCAAGGUUCGCGUCCAGGACUACAACAACCAGGCUGUGCUGGAGGACGGUGUGAACGAGCUGAAAGAGUUCCAGAAGCAGAUGAGAGGCUGCGUGGAGUUGGACAUUCCAGACAGGCUUUCGCUCGAUACGCGGGUUAGAGGUGUUUCUCCACCGCCCGCCAAGCGAAAGCAGCAAUCCUUGACCACAAGCAAAGCCGUCGCAAACUUCUUCACGCCAUUUUCGAAGAAAGAGCCUGAUGGGAUGACAUGGCGCAUCAUCAAUGACAGCCUGCUCAUCGGGCGGUACAAGGCUGCUACGCAGCUGCCCAAGACCAUUACAGCAAAGCGGAAAAUAGCCGCGUUCGAUUUUCAUUCCGCAGAAGUUACGGAAGCUUCACGCAGACGGGUACGAUCUGGAAUUGCAUUUCCUGCCUUUAUUAGGCCAUUCGUGUUAACUUCCAUUCUGCCGUUCAAUAGGUAUCUCGUCACUGUGUUGAGCAACCAAGCGGGAAUCAGCCUAAAAUCAGACCCAAAAACGAUCAAGAGUGAUCAGAAACGACUGGCAGAUUUCAAAGCGAAGGUCUCGGCAGUGUUCACGCAGCUCGAUUUACCGAUCUCGGUGUAUGCAGCCACUAGUCACGACCGGUACCGCAAGCCUCGACUAGGCAUGUGGGGAGAGCUGCUCGAGGACUAUGAUCUCGAAAGAGCAGGAGCCGUGGAUCUCGACAAUUCGUUUUUCGUCGGUGACGCGGCCGGCCGCAAGGCAUCUGGAAGCAGAGCGAAGGACUUCUCCUGCGGUGACAGGUCAGUUGAAACUUUCGGACGGUAUCUCGGUUCGCGAAAGUGCUAA